AUGUCGGUAGACCCAGACUGCAUGCUGCACAUCACCAUGUUAACGCUGGUCAACGCCGGAACCUACAAGCUGCAGGUCCUUGGCCCUGGGGCAACCUACCCGCUUGUGAGCACAGACCUGUGUGUCUACGAGACGCUGUCACAGCCCAAGGUGAUGCCCCUCAACCCCACAGUGGUGGAGAACGGGACCCUUGAUCUCACAUAUGAGUCCUCCCCUGGCACCAAGAUGCUGCUGUGAGACUGUGACGGCUCCAUUCUGGCGCCCAGUGGCCACAUAAGGCUGUCUCUGGGGAACCGGACCCUGAUGGUGCGGGGGGUCGGCCAGGUUGACGCCGGGUAUUACACUUGUGAGGUCAGGAACCCCGAUAACACAGUGCGGAGCGAGGCGGUCAUUGUGACCGUGAUCUAUGGUCUGGACACUGUCCACAUCGACCCGCCGGGGCCCCUGUUCCUGCCCCUCGGUGACAGGGUGACCCUGACAUGUGUGGCUGACUCACUCCCAGUCCCGUGGUUCCACUGGUCCCAGAACAGCUCCAACCUGGUCCUGGCCCUGGCCCCGAUUGGUGCCAUCCUGAGCCUGGUGCUGGCAGGCAUGGAGCAGACAGGCAUGUUCAAGUGCCGCUCCACCAGUCCCAAAACCAGUCACAGCACCACCGGCUACAUCUCCAUCGCCCUGGGGUUGGGUCAGGAGGGACUUGCUAUCAGAGGAAGACCCUGUGGGGCAGCAAGGAGCGUCCCCCCAGUGUAUGAGAAUGAGCCCCCCAGCCCGAGUGGGGGCAGUGAUGCUGCAGCCCAGGACCUGUACCAGGAGCUGUGGACCUGAGCGAGGACCCCCCUGCCCCAGUACAUGCUGGGAGUCCCGGUGCACUUGAC
Molecule: messenger RNA, 872 nt
Organism: Alligator sinensis (Chinese alligator)
Lineage: Eukaryota; Metazoa; Chordata; Crocodylia; Alligatoridae
Product: carcinoembryonic antigen-related cell adhesion molecule 20-like
Exons: 5
Source: RefSeq, a predicted model, not a curated record